AUGGCGCUGGAGUCCGCUGCCGGCGGAGCAGGCGACGACGAGCAGGCCAAGAAGGAGGGCAAGCCAGAGACGAAGGCGGCGAUGGGCAAGGCGGGAGGAGUCGGCAGAGGAAAGGACGGAGAGAGCUCGGACAUGAAGAUCGUGAGCAGACUGCUGCCCUAUCUUUGGCCCAAGGACUCCAAGGCGCUCCGGACUCGGGUCGCCUUCUCGCUCGCCUGCCUCCUCGGCGGCAAGGUGCUCAACGUCCAGGUUCCGAUUCUUUUCAAGACGGCGGUAGACAGGCUGUCCGAGAUGAGCGCGGCAACGAGUGCUGCGGCGAGUGCUGCUGUGGGCGAUGCUGCUGCUGCUGCGGCUGCGGCAGCGCCGGAGAUGAUGGUGGCGGCGCCGAUGGCGGUGCUGCUCGGGUACGGCGCGGCACGGACGGCGGCGUUUGGACUCUCUGAGCUCCGCUCGGCGGUGUUUGCCACGGUAACACAGUCUGCCAUCCGGUCGAUUGCGCUGCGGACGUUCAAGCACCUCCACGCCAUGGACCUCUCGUACCACCUCGGGCGGCAGACUGGGGCGCUGGCGCGGUCGAUCGAGCGCGGCUCGCGUGGUAUUAACUUUCUGCUCUCGGCCAUUCUCUUCAACAUUGCGCCGACGCUGUUUGAGAUCUCGCUGGUGUGCGGCAUUCUCUGGUCGCAGUUUGGCGCCGAGUACGCCGCCGUGACGGUGGCGACCAUGUCGGCGUACACCGCGUUCACCUUUGGCAUCACCUCGUGGCGGACCAAGUUCCGCAAGCAGAUGAACGCUGCUGACUCGGAGGCCGGGACCAAGGUCAUCGACUCGCUCAUCAACUACGAGACGGUCAAGUACUUUACCAACGAGGACCACGAGGCGAAGCGUUACGAUGCUGCGCUGGCAAAGUACGAGACGGCGGCGGUGAAGACCUCGCAGUCACUGGCAGGGCUCAACUUUGGCCAGUCGGCCAUCUUCUCCGUCGCGCUCACCACCAUGAUGGUGAUGGCCGGCAACGGGGUCGCCGCCGGCGACAUGACCGUCGGCGACCUCGUCAUGGUCAACGGCCUCCUCUUCCAGCUCUCACUCCCGCUCAACUUCCUCGGCUCAGUCUAUCGCGAGAUGCGCCAGGCGCUGGUCGACAUGGAGACCAUGUUUGGCCUCCUCGACGUCCAGCCCAAGAUUGCCGAUGCGCCCGACGCCGUGGCGUACACCGCGCCGGCGACCGGCGCGCCCGGCGAGCUUGUUUUCUCGGACGUCAAGUUCUCGUACGUUGACGGCAAGCCGCUGCUGAACGGCGUCUCGUUCACCGCGCCGGCAGGCUCCAAGGUCGCCAUCGUCGGCGGCUCGGGCUCGGGCAAGUCGACCAUCCUGCGCCUCCUCUUCCGCAUGUUUGACCCCGAGUCGGGCUCGAUCACGCUCGACGGCCAGCCGCUGGCCAAGCUCAAGCUCCACGACCUGCGGUCGCUCUUUGGCGUCAUUCCGCAGGACACGGUCCUGUUCAAUGACACCAUCCGCUACAACAUCGGCUACGGCGACCUGGGCGCGUCGCAGGCCGACAUCGAGGCUGCCGCGUCGGCCGCACAGAUCCACGACGCCAUCCUCGCCAUGCCCAACGGGUACGACACCGUCGUCGGCGAGCGCGGCCUCAAGCUCUCCGGCGGCGAGAAGCAGCGGGUCGCCAUUGCGCGGACGCUGCUGAAGAAUCCGGUCAUCCUCCUCUCCGACGAGGCCACCUCGGCGCUCGACUCCAAGACCGAGGCCCAGAUCGCGGCGCUCUCGUCGUCGGUCGGCACCGGCGCCGGCCGGACCGAAAUCGUUGUCGCCCACCGGCUCUCCACCGUCGUCGACGCCGACAAAAUCAUUGUCCUCCGUGACGGCCGUGUUGCCGAGUCGGGUUCGCACCACGAGCUCGUUGCCCGCGGCGGCGAGUAUGCUUCCAUGUGGGAGCGCCAGGCGUCGGUUAUCGACGAUCUCGCUGCCGCGCCUGCCUCGGCGCCGUCGCCGGCGUGA
This is a messenger RNA of Thecamonas trahens ATCC 50062, 2010 nucleotides long. RefSeq names its product ATP-binding cassette sub-family B member 7. The transcript is spliced from 2 exons. Lineage: Eukaryota; Apusomonadida; Apusomonadidae. Gene Ontology annotation, biological process: intracellular iron ion homeostasis; transmembrane transport. Gene Ontology annotation, molecular function: ATP binding; ATP hydrolysis activity; ABC-type transporter activity. The coding region runs from base 1 to 2010 and encodes 669 amino acids. Gene Ontology annotation, cellular component: mitochondrial inner membrane. The record is from RefSeq and is a predicted model, not a curated record.